Molecule: messenger RNA, 1782 nt
Organism: Notolabrus celidotus (New Zealand spotty)
Lineage: Eukaryota; Metazoa; Chordata; Actinopteri; Labriformes; Labridae
Product: usherin
Exons: 7
Coding region: 521-1021 (166 amino acids)
Source: RefSeq, a predicted model, not a curated record
GGGUGAUGGAUGAGGCCCUGAGGAGAUGGGCUGUAAAAAAGGCUGAUUCUGGCACUCAAGGGUAAACUGUAACCUGACUCCUGGCUGUUACCAUGGCACUACUGAGGAAAAGCAAAGGUUGAUGGGAGUUCUGGACGGCUAAAGGAGCACACAUGCAGUCUUUUCUACCCUGGCUACAAGUUUUUUUUUUCCCCAUGACCUCUAGAAAACAUCAGAAAGAAGACAUGAAGAAUCUAACAGCCUUCAACAGUCCCUCCUCAUCUGUGAGCCACUGACAGGAGCAAGUUAAAGUAUCAGGUGUGAAAUAUUGAUGUGGCGACAGGUGUGAUCCUAAACAGACAACAGGUCGUCUGAUCGAUGUAUCACACAGCGAGGGGCUGCCAGCUCCCCUGACGCAGGCCGAACCACGGACCUCAGGACUGAUUCACAGAGCCCCACUCCUCCUGGAGCUGGUGGUGAGCGGGCAGAGGGAGGUCAGGUCGACCAGCCUGUUGUCCGGGAGCUGUGGUUCAUUGUUGUGAUGGCUGGCAUAGCCCUGCUGCUGCUGGCUGUCGUGCUCGGUGUUGUGCUUCAUAAGGCCCUGAACAGACCCCCCUUCACCAGAGAGAGACCCCCACUGGUGGCUCUGCCCAUGCAGAAGAGAAGCCCUAGGGCCAUUUAUCCAGCCAGUAACUCCGUGCUGUUUGACACCGUGCCCAGCACAACAGGCUUCUCUAACAGCGUCACACUGAAGGGCUUCACCAUGAAGCUUGAGGAGGUGCUGGAAACUAAAUGUGAGCCUGUCGAUGAAGAAGUCCCCCCGCAGGGUGAACUGGGGAUCCUCAACGUGAACUCCCUGAGGCGCAGUGUCAGCCAGGUGAUGGACGGGAAGUCAUCCACAGGAGACGACGAGGCCUGGGACCCGGACAUAUCAGGCCAUGACAGUGGGAUGUUUAUGGACGAUGAGGAGUUUGUCGACACCAUCAAAGGUUUCAGCACAGUGAGGAAGGAGCACACCAUGUUCACUGACACCAACCUGUGACCUGUGAGGACGACCUUUGAACCCGACAGGACAUCAGCCCUGCGGGAUGUUUUAACAUUUUGACAAGCGAGGCCACGCGCUCACAUAAAACCUGUCUGAGGUCCAGGCCAGUUAAAGUGACAGUGUAGCAUGUCCAGAGUCAUAAAGAGAUCAGACACAGGGAAAGGAAGUUAAUUCUCUUAUGAUGUAAAGAAUUAAGAAAGAUGUGAGUCAGACAGGAGUGCUGGAAUGAGGUGACAAGGAGAAAGGAAAAGCAUAUAUUAGGUCUUGGCUGUACAUUUGAGUAGAAGGGAGCACUGGAAUAAACUGAGAGUCUCAUAGCACCAAGAAACCAAAGAUACUGUGUGGUGCUGCAGCAAAACAGUAUUGUUAGCUAUUUGAACUUCUUUUACUGACAUUAAUUUUCUGUCGGCUCUCAUUAAUGGGAAAAUUCUUUACAUUUCUUUGACUACUUUUCAGCUGAUGGAGCAAAAAUAAUGUGUGGUGGUCUUGAACCUUUAAUGGAUCCUGAUGGAUGCAGUUUGCAGGUGCCAUUAAGGUAGUCUCCAUUAACUGAAGAGACCAUACUCAAAACAUGUAUAUAAAUAUAAUAUAGAUAUGAAAACAGUGAAAUAUAUCAGAACAGUUAUCAAAUCUUAAUGCAUAGCUUAAUUUGUAGGACACACUUGUGUAGAGGGUUCAAAAUAUCUUGAAACUACUUUCUUUUAUAACAAAUUUUGUAUCAGAAUAAAAAAAGUCAACGUCGCUGCUAGGUGAAAACA